AUGCCGUCCAACAAGAAGCCAGGAGGCAAGACGGGGGGCAAAGCCCGCAGCAACAAAGACACAACUUAUCAAGUCAGAGAUAUUCGGGGGUACCGAAUAGAAAACAAGGUGGAGAAGUUUUUUGUCUUGUGGUUGGACUAUGCUGACGACGAAAGCACGUGGGAGCCCUGGAGUUCCCUGUCCGACCUUGGAGGAGAUCUCCGCAAGAAGAUGGAUGCCCUCAGAGACAGGUACAAGGAGUCGGUAAAGCGCCUUGUGUCUCUGCGUGAGAGUCUGGCCACUGCUCGCGAGGAGGCUGUUCUUGCUGCUCGUCUUUUAUCAGAGUUGGCGGUGUCUCCGCACAGCAGCAGCAGCAGCAGCAACAGCAGCAGCAACGCUCUGACGCUUCAGGUGUCCUCUCCGACGGCAGACGAAGCGGGAGGAGACGCAGCGUCGAGCGCCCCAGCAGCAGCAGCAGCAGCAGCAGCAGCAGCAGCAGGUGUUGUUGCUGCUUCGGAUCCGCAGGAGGAUACUGGAGCAGCAGCAGCGUCGUGCACCCCCUCUAGCCCGUCGACGGGCGCAGCAGCAGCAGCAGCAACAACAGCAGCAACAGUAGCAGUAGCAGUAGCAGGGUCUCGGGAGGAGCUGCUGCAGCGUGUAGGUCUUAGCCGCAUCGCUGCGCGCAACCUGCGGUCGCUGCUGCUGCACCUGCGACGCGCAGCAGCAGACCACCAGGCCUUCUUUGAGUCACCAGAGGAGACGCUGGGGCUGCCGCGGCGGCAGCAGCAGAAGCGCAGCAGCAGCAGCAGCAGCAACAGCUGCAGCAGCUUCUUACCGGACAGCACAGAAGACUUCAGCAAAUGCCCCCUCUUAGCCACACAAGUGUGGGGUCGCUUCCCCUCCUUCGUUGAUUGGGGAUCCGAUCCCAGCGGCCGUCUCCUACUCAAACUCGCCUACCUUCACGUUCACUUCACGCCAGUACAGUUUACUGCAGCAGCUCUUUUACGAGCUCUGUCUCCCGAUCCGCGGCCUUCAAUAAGCAGGCAGCUGCUGGAUACCCUUGCCGAGUGGCAGCUUAGCAGGCUUAUCGGGUACGACUGUGUGCUGAUGCCGCACGACGAGUUUCUGUCUCGGUUGGAUAUGAACAAACGUCUGCUGCAGCACUGGCAGUGGCUAAAGAGGAGGCUUAUUGCUGCUGGGCUGCUGCUGCAGCUGAGGGACCCCGUGCAAGACAUUGUCUUCGUUUCCUUUAGAGCAACCAGGGAACAGCUGGAGGCCUUCAUAAAGGAGACGACGGAGCUGCGUCUGAGCAGCAAACUCAAGAAAGCUGCAGCGCCGAAGGCAGCAGCAAACCGAGUGGAGAAGGGUGAGGAGGCAGAGGCAGCAGACGAGCUGCCUACCAAACAGCAGCAGCAGCAGCAGCAGCAGCAGCAGCAGCAGCAGGAACAGCAAGAGACGAAACAGCCGCUUCACGAGGAGAAGCCUCAGCAGCGGGAAGACAACCACCAGCAGCAGAAGCAGCAGCAGCAGAAGCAGCAGCAGCAGCAGAACGACGAGGCAGAAGGUGUGGAGGUGUUACCGGAUGCAAAGGGUGGUGUUGGCGUCUCCUCAGAGGAAGCGAGUGCAAGCAGCUGCAGAGGCAGCAGCAGCUCGCAGCAGCAAGAGGAGCAGCAGAAGGAGCACCAGCAACAGCAGCCGCAACAGCCGCAGCAGCAGCAGCAGCAGGAGGACGAAGAUGAGGUUGUGCUUCUAGAGGAUGGGGUGUACGGCCCCCCAAGCAAGCGAGCGCGUGUGAGCGGUUCUGCAGCAACAGCAGCAGCACCACCAGCAGCAGCAGCAGCAGGGAGUAGUGCCAAGGCCCCUGAAGUGGUGGAGACUGAGGAACAAGAAGAUAAAGACGUCGUUGAGAUAGCUUCAGACAGCGAAGGGUUUCCCGAAGACCCUGUUGCUGUCUCUGUUAAGUUUGUGUGGCUGCAAGCAGCAGAUGCUGCUAUUACGCAUGCGCUGGAGGUAAUUCGCCAUGCAGAGGAGACAGCAGCAGCCUUUGUUGCAACAGAGCAGCAGCAGCAGCUGCAGCAGCAGCAGCAGCAGCAGCAGCUACAGGAGACAUAA
This is a messenger RNA of Eimeria acervulina, 2091 nucleotides long. RefSeq lists its product as hypothetical. Gene Ontology annotation, biological process: regulation of transcription by RNA polymerase II. Gene Ontology annotation, molecular function: transcription cis-regulatory region binding. The record is from RefSeq and is a predicted model, not a curated record. Lineage: Eukaryota; Apicomplexa; Conoidasida; Eucoccidiorida; Eimeriidae. The coding region runs from base 1 to 2091 and encodes 696 amino acids. Gene Ontology annotation, cellular component: nucleus. The transcript is spliced from 7 exons.